AUAGACAAAAUAAUCCAAAGAAUAUGAAUCAAUCUAUUUGUCUUUUGUGUCAAAUGAUUUGAAUGAUGAGUAUUGAGUUGAGAGCAGAGAGAGGGGUUUUCCAGUGAAAGCAAAAGAAUGAGAAAAGAGAUAAAUGAAAUGAAAAGGGACGAAGAGAGCCUCAAUGUUUCAGACAAAAAGCUCCCUAAAACAAAGCGCGUUGAGUCGCUUGACAUCUUUCGUGGUCUCACUGUUGCGUGAAAGCUAGCAAAAGAAAUUAAAAGCUCAAGACCAAACCACAUCUCCACCUCACAAAUAACAGUCUACCAAGAAGAAAGCUUAGAAAGGUUUUAUAAUAUUCAUUCUUGUGCCACAAGUAUGAAUCUAUGGACUAUGUAUUGCGAUUUGAUUGUGUUCAUGAGCUGCUACAUCAGCACUAUGUCUCAUUAGUUAAUGAUCUUGGUUGAUGAUGCUGGAGGGCAAUGGCCAAUGAUUGGUCAUGCGCCAUGGAAUGGCUGCAACCUUGCUGAUUUUGUUAUGCCUUUCUUCCUGUUCAUUGUGGGGAUGGCCAUUCCACUUGCUCUCAAGAGAAUACCAAAUAAACUUGUAGCUGUAAAAAAGGUGAUAGUUAGAACACUCAAACUCCUCUUCUGGGGUUUGCUCUUGCAAGGUGGUUUCUCUCAUGCUCCGGAUAAUUUAACAUAUGGAGUUGACAUGAAACACAUAAGGUGGUGUGGCAUUCUCCAGAGAAUUGCUCUAGCAUACCUGGUUGUAGCACUGGUGGAGAUAUUUUCAAGAAGUUCACAAUCUAGAGAUCAGGAACCCACCCAUCUCUCAAUAUUCAAGUUGUACUACUGGCAUUGGCUGUUGGGGGCUUGUAUACUUGUUGUUUACUUAGCUUUACUUUAUGGAAUUCAUGUUCCAGACUGGCAAUUCACUGUCCAUAACCCAGACAGCAUAUACAAUGGCACAACUUUUAUUGUGACCUGUGGUGUCAGAGGAAAACUUGAUCCCCCUUGUAAUGCUGUGGGAUAUAUUGACCGAGAGGUGCUUGGAAUUAAUCACAUGUAUAAACGUCCAGCAUGGAGGAGAUCUGAAGCUUGCACCGAGAAAUCCCCAUAUGAGGGGCCUUUUAAAAGAAAUGCUCCUUCAUGGUGUUAUGCUCCUUUCGAGCCCGAAGGAAUAUUAAGCUCAAUAUCUGCCAUCCUCUCCACAAUCAUUGGAUUGCAUUUUGGACAUGUACUCAUACAUUUACAGGAUCACCCUUCUAGGUUGAAGCAUUGGCUUCUCCUGGGCAUAGCUCUCCUUACUUCAGGACUUGUUCUUCACUUCACUCAUGCCAUUCCUUUGAACAAACAAUUGUACACACUGAGCUAUGUUUGUGUAACAUCUGGAGCAGCAGCAUUACUUUUUUCAGCCUUCUAUAUUAUGGUUGAUAUUUGGAGUUUGACAAUCCCGUUCUUGCCUUUGAAAUGGAUUGGCAUGAAUGCCAUGCUUGUUUAUGUCAUGGCAGCUGAGGGAAUCUUUGCAGGAUUUAUAAAUGGGUGGUAUUAUGAUGACCCUCAUAAUACACUGGUCUAUUGGAUACAAAAGCAUGUGUUCAUUAAAGUUUGGCAUUCAAGGAGAGUUGGCAUCCUACUGUAUGUGAUCUUUGCGGAGAUCCUAUUCUGGGCUGUCGUUGCAGGCAUUUUACACCGAUUGGGCAUAUAUUGGAAGCUUUGAAUUUUCAAAAGACCACUUUUUAUUUUUUUGUUGUUAUUAUUAUUUUAUCUGCGUAUCCAUGCUGUUGCCGAAUGUGAAUGGUUGUACAGCCAUGUCGCUAACAAAAAUAGUUAGUUGUUAAUGGUUAUUAUCGGUUUCACACCACUAAAUAAUGUAAAGGAUAAACUGCAAAGUUAAGUGCAGUUUCUCAGGAAUCAGGAUCCUUUUAUAUUUUUUUUUUCUAUUAAAUUUGAAGUUCUGUUUCAGUAA
Cajanus cajan (pigeon pea) is the source of this 1950-nucleotide messenger RNA. The record is from RefSeq and is a predicted model, not a curated record. Lineage: Eukaryota; Viridiplantae; Streptophyta; Magnoliopsida; Fabales; Fabaceae.